Molecule: messenger RNA, 1974 nt
Organism: Nicotiana tabacum (common tobacco)
Lineage: Eukaryota; Viridiplantae; Streptophyta; Magnoliopsida; Solanales; Solanaceae
Biological process (GO): regulation of DNA-templated transcription; positive regulation of DNA replication; regulation of heterochromatin formation
Cellular component (GO): nuclear chromosome; CHRAC
Molecular function (GO): DNA binding; zinc ion binding
Source: RefSeq, a predicted model, not a curated record
AAGGAUGGUAGUAUCAGUUAUUCCAACAGUUCCUUUGGUCGAAGCCCUGUGCCACUUCCUACAUCUCCGCCUGUGCCGCACUGGCGUUCAACCAAAGGGAGUACAGCUGUGAUAAAAAACGCUGAUACUAAAUUUGAUUGGAUGUAUAGGAGCACAUCAUUUUGGUAGAUGUACUCAUAAACAAGAGAAAGAUUACUUCCUUCAUAUUAGUGUGUGGCUCAAUUGCUAUGCUGAUACAAAAUUAUCUUCCUGGUUGCAUAGAAGCUUCUUGUGCGACCUCUUUCUCAUCUGAGAUCACAAAGCAAGACUCAUGUAACUGGGUUUCUGGCGCCGAAUCGUUGAAAAUGAGUCCUGAAAAUGAUGAACGUCCUCUUGAUGGCUAUAGAAAAUUUAAUUCAAAGGAUGGUGAUCCUUGUUCCUUAAACAGUGUAGAUGGUUCACGACCUUCAACUUUCAGUGCAAUGUCUGGAAGUUCUAAGCCCAUUGUAUAUCGUAGGAAAAAGUUCCGAAGAAACCCUCUCACUACUUUCUCCAUUGAAACAUCAGCUGAAGUUAGGCCUAGCAAUGGAUGUCCUUCUGAGCUUUGUUCUGAGGUCCAUCUAGGAACUUUUAAGGAAGACUUAGUUGCUGGAGUUGCAGUUGAAAAAGUAGCUACUGCAGCUCCUAUUCUGCUUCCUGCUGAGUGUAAUAGAGGGAACCUUCUUUCUAAAUCAAAUUCUUGUGAUGGUAGACCUGAAGUAGAAGAGCAGUGCUCUGAAGCAGCUUCAAGAAGUGAUAUACAUAGGACUUCAGAUUUUUGCGUAAAUGAUAGCCAUUCGUCGUUGGACUUUGAUUCUUCUUCAUUGAAGACUGAUGUGGGUGAUGCCAGUGAAUGCUCCUCAUCUGGUGCUUUAGUUCCUGAAGGAUUGGAUGAUAAUAUGCCAGAAAAGGAUAUAUGCGUAGCAAUUCUUAGAGGUUAUGGGUUGCUUGAGAAAGUUCCGUUUACUGAGCUCCGCAUGUCCGCUAAAACCUCUGGUACCAGUACUGACAACUGCUCUUUAAUCUCAUGCAAAGCCUGUGAUUGUUCAGAUACUACAUUGAAGAUGCUAAUCUGUGAUAAUUGUGCUGAUGCAUAUCAUUUAUCUUGCUGCAAUCCCCGUAUACGGAAAAUACCUCGGGAUGAGUGGUUUUGCCAAUAUUGUUUGAUUAAGAAGCGAAAAUUACUGGAGAAAUCAACUUGUAAAUCCCUAAGUGGGCCUGUCGAAACUGAAAGUUCUAGCAACUUAUUGUCUGAAGGUGAAUCAGGACCUAUAUCUCUCAUGUUGAAGGACACCAGCAUAUAUAGAACCUGCGUCCGUAUUGGCAAUAAUUUUCAAGCUGAGGUUCCUGACUGGACAGGCCCAGUGAUAGAUGAGGUUGAUCGGUUUGAACCAUUAGAAAUCAGACCUUCCAAGUAUCUCAGCUUGCAUGAAUGCUCUUCUAACAAGCCGUCAUGGUUUAGUUCUAUUGGCAAUUGGCUUCAGUGCCGGCAGGUCAUUGAAGGUAUUGGGGAAUAUGCGGAUGGAAGUAUCUGUGGGAAGUGGCGUAGGGCCCCACUAUUUGAAGUUCAAACAGAUGACUGGGAGUGCUUCCGUACUGUCCUUUGGGAUCCACCUCAUGCAGAUUGUGCUGUACCUCAAGAACUAGAAACGGAGGAAGUUCUAAAGCAAUUGAAGUAUAUAGAGACGUUGAAACCCCGGCUGGCGGUUAAGAGGCGCAAAUUGGUUCAAACCUCAGGUGCUAGCUCACGGUGCUUCACAGAGAAUUGAGAAGAUAUAGGCUUCAUGUACGGAAAUGUUCAUCUUGUACAUUAGUAUACAAAUUUUGGACAUUUGAAUUUGUACUACAUGAGAUUCUCAACACAGCACACUGAUGUAAUUGCUUCAGACACAUUUGUGCAAUUUAGAAGGUGCAUUGAAUCAAUCAGCUGCAACUCGAUUUGAGUUUUCCUGGCCA